AUGCGCGCUGUCGAUACCGGCGGCGGCGAUGCAGCUGGCGCAGAGGGCUCGGAGUCGGGCCUCCAGGAGCGGCAGAAGAAGCGGAAGAAGGACAAGAAGGAGAAGAAGGAGAAGAAGGAGAAGAAGGCGAGGCUGCAGCACGGCGCAGACGCCGCAGAGGAGGACGAUGGCAAACAGGGCUCCGCCCGCUUGGACGCCGACGACGCGGAGUUGGAGGCCGAGCUUUUCGGGCACAGCGACGGUGAUGCUCCAAUGCCUGAGGACAGGUGGCUCAUGAAGAUCGUCGCCACUGUGGCUGCGGAGGCCGCGGAACCAGCCUGGGCGCCCGCGGUGCCGCCAUCGAUAGCGCUGCUGCAUCCACGGCGCGCUGCCCGCGCCGCGCUGGACGCCGCCCUGUGCGCGGCCGUGUGCGGGCUGGCCUGUGGGAGUAUGCGGCAGGAAGGCGUCGGCGGCUGGUGGUCGGAUCCUCUACGGAUCCGCCCGCCUCGUUCCAGGACGUCAGGAUAG
Messenger RNA from Prorocentrum cordatum, 507 nucleotides. The record is from the annotation of a GenBank genome assembly. NCBI's taxonomy places the organism in Eukaryota, Dinophyceae, Prorocentrales, Prorocentraceae.